Molecule: messenger RNA, 723 nt
Organism: Asparagus officinalis (garden asparagus)
Lineage: Eukaryota; Viridiplantae; Streptophyta; Magnoliopsida; Asparagales; Asparagaceae
Product: agamous-like MADS-box protein AGL61
Exons: 1
Coding region: 1-723 (240 amino acids)
Biological process (GO): positive regulation of transcription by RNA polymerase II
Molecular function (GO): RNA polymerase II cis-regulatory region sequence-specific DNA binding; protein dimerization activity; DNA-binding transcription factor activity, RNA polymerase II-specific
Source: RefSeq, a predicted model, not a curated record
AUGGCAACCAAGAGGCAAAGGAAGCCGAGCAUCGGCCGCCAGAAGAUCGAAAUCAAGCGCAUCGAAAACGAGGAAUCCCGCCAGGUGUGCUUCUCAAAGCGCCGCGCUGGCCUCUUCAAGAAAGCCAACGAGCUCUCCAUCCUCUGCGGCGCUCAGGUCAGUCUCCUGGUCUUCUCUCCGGCAGGCAAGCCCUUCUCGUUCGGCCACCCCUCCGUCGACUACGUCGUUGACCGGUACCUAAUGGGCCGGGCCAACGGGCCAAGGGAAAAUACCUCGACUUCUAGAGGGGUCACGUUGAAUGUCUCGGGCCUCAACGAGAGGUAUUCGUCGUUGACGGCGAAGUACGAGGCAGAGAAGAAGAGGAAGGGGGAGUUGGAGAGGGUGAUGAAGGAGGUUUGGCUCGGAGACGGGCAGCUCGACGGGGUCGGAUUGGAGGGGCUCGAGUGGUUGAAGAUGAGGCUGGAGGGUUUGAAGAGGGAGGUGGAGGUGGUGAUGAUGAGCCAUCAGAGGGUUGCUCCUCCCCCUACUACUUUUGAGUUUUGUAUGGCGGGAAAUCCGGUUCCGUACCAUAGAGGGUAUCUUGGUAAUUUCGGGCAGAAUCAGGGGCAGUUGUACUUGCCACCUCCCCCUUCUACUCUUCCUUUUAUUAACGAUGAUAGUAUUAUGGCUAAUGGGAGUAAUGGGUUUGGUUAUGGUGAGGAUUAUGAGGAAUGGUCGUUUUAA